Messenger RNA from Talpa occidentalis (Iberian mole), 3465 nucleotides. It is a transcript of the gene CCNF, whose product is annotated as cyclin F. Gene Ontology annotation, biological process: mitotic cell cycle phase transition; regulation of cyclin-dependent protein serine/threonine kinase activity. NCBI's taxonomy places the organism in Eukaryota, Metazoa, Chordata, Mammalia, Eulipotyphla, Talpidae. Gene Ontology annotation, molecular function: cyclin-dependent protein serine/threonine kinase regulator activity; protein binding. Gene Ontology annotation, cellular component: centrosome; cytoplasm; nucleus. The record is from RefSeq and is a predicted model, not a curated record. The transcript has 17 exons. The coding region runs from base 18 to 2348 and encodes 776 amino acids.
CGGGCAGCGGCGGCGGGAUGGGCAGCGGCGGCGUGAUCCACUGCAGGUGCGCCAAGUGUUUCUGCUAUCCUGCGAGGCGGAGAGUGCGAAGGCGGCCCCGGAACCUCACCCUCUUGGGUCUCCCAGAGGAUGUGCUCGUCCAUGUGCUGAAGUGGCUCUCGGUCGGCGACAUCCUGGCCGUGCGAGCUGUGCACUCCCACCUGAAGUACCUGGUGGACAACCACGCCAGCGUGUGGGCGUGCGCCAGCUUCCAGGAGCUAUGGCCGUCUCCAAAGAACCUCAAGCUCUUUGAAAGGGCUGCCGAGAAGGGGAACUUCGAGGCUGCUGUGAAGCUGGGCAUCGCCUACCUAUACAACGAAGGCCUCUCCGUGUCCGAUGAGGCGCGGGCCGAGGUGAACGGGCUGAAGGCCUCGCGCUUCUUCAGCCUGGCCGAACGCCUGAGCGCUGGCGCCUCCCCCUUCAUCUGGCUGUUCAUCCGCCCACCGUGGUCUGUGUCUGGGAGCUGCUGCAAGGCCGUGGUGCAUGAGAGCCUGCGGGCGGAGUGCCAGCUGCAGAGGGCCCACAGGGCAUCCAUCCUGCACUGCCUGGGCCGAGUGCUGAGUCUCUUUGAGGAUGAGGAGAGGAAGCGGCAGGCCCGGGACCUGUUCGAAGAGUCUGCUAAUCACGGGUGUCUAGCGAGCUCGUACCUCCUCUGGGAAAGCGACAGGACGACGGACGUGACAGACCCUGGACGGUGCCUCCACAGCUUCCGGAAGCUCAGGGACUACGCUGCCAGAGGCUGUUGGGAGGCACAGCUGUCUCUAGCCAAAGCCUGUGCGCACGGGAGCCAGCUUGGACUGGAGGCCAGGGCGGUCAGCGAGAUCGUCUGCCAGCUGUUCCAGGCCUCCCGGGCCGUCAGCAAGCAGCAGGUCUUCUCCGUGCAGAAGGGGCUCAACGACACCAUGAGGUAUAUCCUGAUCGAUUGGCUGGUGGAAGUGGCCACCAUGAAGGACUUCACGAGCCUGUGCCUGCACCUGACGGUGGAGUGCGUGGACCGGUACCUGCGGCGGCGGCUGGUGCCCCGCUACCGGCUCCAGCUGCUGGGCAUCGCCUGCAUGGUCAUCUGCACCCGGUUUAUCAGCAGAGAGAUCCUGACCAUCCGGGAGGCCGUGUGGCUCACGGACAACACGUACAAGUACGAGGACCUGGUGCGGAUGAUGGGCGAGGUCAUCUCCGCCCUGGAGGGCAGGAUCCGAGUCCCCACCGUGGUGGAUUACAAGGAGGUCCUGCUGGCGCUGGUCCCUGAGGCCCCCCGUACCCAGCACCUGUGCAGCUUCCUGUGUGAGCUGUCCCUGCUGCACACCGGCCUGGCCGCCUACGCCCCCGCCCGCCUGGCCGCUGCUGCCCUGCUGCUAGCCAGGCUGACGCACGGCCAGACACAGCCCUGGCCCACGCGCCUGUGGGACCUUACUGGGUUCUCCUGUGAAGACCUCACGCCCUGUGUCCUGAGCCUGCAUCAGAAGUGCUUCCACGACGAUGCCCCCAAGGACUACAGACAGGUCUCCCUGACGGCCGUGAAGCAGCGGUUUGAGGACAAGCGCUAUGGGGAGAUCAGCCAGGAGGAGGUGCUGAGCUUCGGCCAGGUGUGUGCGGCCCUGGGCGUGAAACACGAGAGCCCUGAGCCGGCGUCUUUCCUCAGCGCCGGGGAGAUCCAGGCCUUCCUCAGCUCCCCCUCCGGAAGGAGAACCAAGCGGAAGCGGGAGAACGGCCCCCACGAGGACCGCGGCAGCUUCGUCACCACGCCCACUGCAGAGCUGUCCAGCCAGGAGGACACCCUGCUGGGCAGUUUCCUGGACUGGAGCCUGGACUACUGCUCGGGCUAUGAGGGCGACCAGGAGAGCGAGGGCGAGAAGGAGGGCGAUGUGACGGCCCCCAGUGGUGUGCUUGACGUCACCGUGGUCUACCUGAACCCCGAGCAGCACUGCUGCCAGGACUCCAGCGACGAGGAGGCCUGCCCAGAAGAUGGGGGAGGCCCAGACUUGCCCGCCUUGGGGUCGGGCACCCAGAUGCCUACCUCCCUGGAGCCCCAGCCGCCUGCCUACAGCAGGAGGGAACCGGGCAGGGACCUCACCACCUCAGGGUACUCCUCCGUCAGCGGCUCUGGGAGUCCCCUGCCACCUACCUCAGCGCCGUCCCCGGGCAGCGACUCAUGCGCCCGGCCUUGCCACCACCCUGCCAGGAAGUCGUGUCUGCAGUGUCGCUCCCCAGGCUCCCCGGACGGCAGUCUCCCCCCGCGCCGGGUGAAGAGGAAGAACCUGCCCCCCCGCAGCGUGGAGGGGGAGGUGGACAUGGGCUUCCUACAGCUGUGAGCCUUCGGCGGGCCCUGGAGACCUGCGCACGUGCCCAGGGUGCCAGGUGUCUGUCUUGGGGCAUCACAUGACCCUUCAGAAUGUCUGGUCAGAAUGGGAAGCCGGGGUCCUCUGGGAGCCCAGCCUCCGCACCAUCCUGCCGCCCCUAGCAAGAUCUUUCUGUCCUCUCCGUGUCUGUCCUGCUUCCUGUCCCGGCUGGGUGCAGGCCCUGGCCGCCUGGGCCCUGGGGCGCCCCUCCUCCGCGGGCCUGCUCCCCGUAGCGCAUGUGUGCCCCCCACUGUGGUCUGUCUGUCCCCGACUGUCUGUGUCGAUGUCUCCGUGCACUGAAUUUCUGGCCACUUCUUUUCCUGUUUUCGUGUCCAUCCUUCAUUCUUCCGGGAGGAGAGCAAAGGUGUGUUUUGAAUAGAAGAUGCUGAAUAAAAAAAGCCUACAGAUCCUUAACAUUGUUUAGACCCAACUAAAGAAAAACCUGGCUCCAGGCCCCAGGGCUGUCACUUGCAACUGUGCUCCCAGGGCGCUGAGCCAGGAGAGCAGGCGUCUCAGGCGGGACAGCCAUCUCGGGCUCCGCAGGCUCGCUGGACGGAAGCGCCCUGCCCUCCCCUCCCCUGGUGUGUAAAGACGAGCCAGCCUCAGGGACCCCCGGCCCCCAAAACCUGCCCCUGCCCCUUCCUAGGGGUCAGUACUGGCACCUGCUGUCAGUUUUAUUUCCUCUUGAAAUGCCAGAUCCACUUGGCCAGGGAUGUCCCCAAAUGUUUUUGAACCAGAACUGCCGGGACACGGUGGUCCUGUGGACGGUGGCUUUCCGGGUGCCUGCGCGUGUCCGUGCGUGCGCGUGUGCAUGCGUGCAUGUGUGUGUGUGCGCGUGUGCAUGUGCGCGCUCUCUGAUGUCUCGUGGUAGCUGUCAUUUUGGGACGGAGACUUCUGACCCCCCAGUGGGCAUGGGGGGUGAGGGGACCUGGGUGUGGGGACGGCAAACCUCUCCCGUCGGCACUGCACCAGGGCACGAGAGCCUGUUUCCUCAUCUGUAAGAUGGGCCGUGGUACCUACCUCACAGGGGUGUUGUGAGGAUUAAAUGUGAUGAGGACAGCGACAUGUGCCACGUGUCUUCCUGAGCGGC